ACCAAUUGUUAGCGACCUUUUUUUUUGGUAUUACGCUAAAUUGUGCAGUUUAUAUAUGUUAUGUCAGUUUAUUAAAAUAUUUCGCAGUGUAGCGAUGGGAUGUGAUUCAUAUUUACUGAAAUAAUUCGCCUCGUACAUCAAUUAAAAUGGCUUCAUUAAGUUUAGAUAAAGUCAGUAUUGUUUAUUGGCAUCCAGAUUUGGAACGGCACAGAUGUGGUUACUGUAAUAAUCAGAACUGUAGUGUACUGUAUGGAAUGUGGGCCGAGCAACUUACAGUCGAAGACUAUCAAAAUUUAAUUGAUAGGGGUUGGAGGCGGUCUGGGAAAUAUUGUUAUAAACCAGUUAUGCAUGAAACAUGUUGUCCUCAGUAUACUAUUAGAUGCGAAGCUUUAAAAUUUCACCCGUCAAAGUCUCAAAAGAAAGUCAUAAAACGAUUCAAUAAGUUUAUAACGGAUGAUAGUAAGCAAGAAAAAGGAGAUAACAUUUCUGAUAAUAGUUCAAAUACUGAGAACAGUGGCGAAAACAGUUCGAUAGGAUUUAUAAGCAGGCAACAGCCGACAAAUGAACUUGAUUUUUCAAAGUUUAAGGAUAACACAGUACAAUCGGCCGAUGAUUGCAACAUAGACGAGUCGUCAGAUAAUAGGUUAGACAAAGCCAAAGUACAUAUUAAUGAAACAAAGUGUGAUAGUGAGGUUGCAGAAGAACACAAGGAAGUCGAUAGUAACAUCGCAAAUACGACUGCGACGACGACAGAAGUAGUUAAGAAAGGGGUGGGAGCAGAUCCUAGCAGACCACCGUGCAAAAAAGCAAAACUGCUGAGAAUAGAAAGGAAACAACAAAAAUUGAUUCAAAAGGGGCUAAAGAUUGGGCAAAAAGAGACGGCAAAGAACGAACAAAAAAAAUUAGAAGAUUUCAUAGAUCAAAUUCCAGAAAACGCAAAACAUAAAUUAAAAAUUGUAUUAGUUUCAACAAGUAGUCCAGGCGAAGAUUGGAAUGAAAGUGUUAAUUUAGAGUUUCAAAUUUACAAAAAAUAUCAAAUGGCCGUUCACAACGACCCUCCUGAAAAGUGUAAGAUGGAGGUGUUCUUACGCUUUUUAGUCAAUACUCCGUUGAAGACUGUUAGGAGUCGAGGAGAAAAUGGAACAGUGAUGCUUGGGUCAUUCCAUCAGCAAUAUUGGAUAGAUGAUAAACUAAUUGCAGUAGGUGUUAUCGAUAUUUUGCCAAAAUGUGUUAGUUCAGUCUACUUCUUUUAUGAUCCAGAGUACAGGUUUCUGACGUUAGGCACCUAUGGCUCAUUGAGGGAAAUAUAUUUCGUAAGAUCCCUUCACCAAAUAUUGCCGUCUAUUGAAUAUUAUUACAUGGGUUAUUACAUCCAUUCUUGCCCAAAAAUGAGAUAUAAAGGGCGACUUGGUAACUCGUUGCUGUUAUGCCCUGAAACGUACAAAUGGUUCCCGAUCGAAAACUGCAUCCCCAAACUUGACGCAAAUAAAUAUUCCCGUCUGAAUGACGAUAUCGACGCAAUCGACGAAGAAAUGUGUUCGUCAUCCGAUAUCGAUCGAAUAAAGAUUCUCAUCGGUUAUACUUUCACCAUAUUCGGACGAUACAAACGAACAUUUGGGGAAGUUGAUGUUUACGAAAACAUUGGGAGAUUGGUAGGCAAAAAAUGCGCUGACAAACUCUUAUUUGUCAGUUCAAAAGAAAGAUAAUUAGUUAAUAAUGAAAUAUUGUUGUUUUUGUUACCUACCCAUAAAAUUUUGCACCCACAGCUGUAUGUCGUUGUGAUGUUAUGAAGCUAACAAGUUUGUGCUUUAAUAAUUAACUUCUUUUUCGAAAUGUAUUAAUUAAAUUAGUUAAUAGCUACCUACAUUUCUUUAGAAUAAGUGUGUAUUUUUGUUUGAUAACAUUAAUCAGUAUCCAUUGUACCGUCUUUUGUGAUAUUAUGUUAAAUUACUUACUAAAUAAACAAGAAAUUAUUAAUGUCA
Messenger RNA from Agrilus planipennis (emerald ash borer), 1982 nucleotides. RefSeq names its product arginyl-tRNA--protein transferase 1. Gene Ontology annotation, molecular function: arginyl-tRNA--protein transferase activity. Gene Ontology annotation, biological process: protein arginylation. The record is from RefSeq and is a predicted model, not a curated record. Gene Ontology annotation, cellular component: cytoplasm. The transcript is spliced from 7 exons. Lineage: Eukaryota; Metazoa; Arthropoda; Insecta; Coleoptera; Buprestidae. Bases 147 to 1706 code for a protein of 519 amino acids.